UCAAACACUGUUGACAGCUGUUAAUUCAUUAUUUGUAGAUAGUUUUAUAUUCAGCAUGAUUAUGAUUACAUAAUGCUAUUCGCUUUGAAAAUAGACUAAAUUCUAUGUAGUAUAAAAAAAGUAAUGUCCAAGGGUGUAUAAAAUAAAUUACCACGUAUAGCGUGUUGCAUAUAUCGUGCAAUGCAUUUCAGCCGUUUUGGAAUUUCAUUUGUCCAUUUUUGCCGACGUACCUGUCACGUUGCUGUCAUCAACCUAACCUCGAACAUCCCAAAGUUUACUCAAAGCACUCGUCAGUUUUCAUUGGGUUUUUCAGAAGUUCCUUCGUCAUCACGUUUAUUGAAAGAUAACAUGAAAACGGAAGUAGACAGGGGUCAGUAUGUGCUACCAAAUGAUCAACCUGUUGUGACACUUGAAAUAACAUCAGCGUUCAAUGGAUUAUCAAAAAAGGAAAAGCUUUAUGCACACUAUAUCAGCAAAGCAUCAUGGCAUGGAGGCUUGGUAACCUUGUUGCAAACCAGCCCUGAAUCAGGACCUGCAUUUGUCCUCUUACAUAAAUUGUUUUCUGCUGAAGACUUGGAAAAAUUCAAGGCGAAAGUCAUUGAUGCUGGAUUCACAGAGGAUGAGUAUCAAGCUUUGCUGGUAUAUAGCUGUGGAGUAUUCUGCAAUGCUGGUAACUACAAAGGAUUUGGAGAUACUAAAAUUGUCCCUAACAUGGAGCAAUCUCGCAUGGAAGGGAUGUUGAAAUUGAGCACAAUAUGGGAUCAACUAAAACCUCUCUGGAACAGUCUUAAAGAUACUCUGUUCGAUCUAAAACCUGGAAUAACAUGUUUGGGCUAUAACCCUGAAGGAGUGACUACCUAUUUGUCCAAGAACUGUACACCUCAGGACACUGAUCAGGUGCAAGCAUGGUUGAAGACAGAAAAGAUAGAGUGCUACAACACAAGGUUAUUUAAAACUGAAAAUAACGGCAAGAUUACCUACGAAAUUCGUCUUGCGUCUGAGCAAAAAGGUGAAAUUAAACAGUUAACUGAUGGAAACAUAACUUACGUAAUUACCCGUGGAGAUUAUUCGCCUUUGAUGGGAAAAGUAGCAGACUUUUUGGAAUCGGCAACUAGUCAGGCUGCGAAUGACACUGAAAUGAAAAUGCUUAAAGCUUAUGUUUCAUCGUUCAGGACCGGUUCUCUGGACGAUCAUAAGAACGGAUCUAGAUUUUGGAUUAAAGACAAGGGACCAGUUGUGGAAACUUAUAUUGGUUUUAUUGAGACUUACAGGGACCCUGCUGGUGUAAGAGGAGAAUUUGAGGGUUUUGUGGCGGCAGUAAAUAAAGAAAUGUCUGCCAAAUUCACAACGUUGGUAUCCAAUGCUGAACAUUUCCUCACGUUACUCCCUUGGAGUAGAGGAUUUGAAAAGGAUGAGUUUCUCAAGCCUGAUUUUACGUCAUUGGAUGUACUAACUUUUGCUGGUAGUGGAAUACCUGCAGGCAUCAACAUACCUAACUAUGAUGAGAUUAGGCAAGCUGAAGGAUUCAAGAAUGUAUCACUAGGAAAUGUCAUCCCAGCUAGUUAUCAGAUGUCAAAGACCCCUUUCUUGAGUAAAGAAGACGCAGAUCUUUUACAAAAAUGGAGGGUUCCAGCUUUUGAACUCCAGGUGGGCCUUCAUGAACUGCUGGGACAUGGUAGUGGCAAACUGCUCCGUCGAGGUGAUGACCACACGUUCAACUUCCCAUCUACCUUGCUCGACCCACUUACUGGUGAACAUCCUGCUUCCUACUAUGAACCUGGUGACACCUAUGAUACCUGCUUUGGUCCUCUUAGCUCUACUUAUGAAGAAUGCAGAGCUGAAGCUGUUGGAUUAUAUUUGAGUCUUGAACCAGAGGUGCUAAAAAUAUUUGGGCAUGAAGGGCAACAGGCAGAAGACGUUCUGUACGUGAACUGGUUGUCACUGGUCUGGGCAGGUGCUGGAAAAGGAUUAGAAGUGUGGGAGCCAGGAAGAGGAUGGUUGCAAGCUCAUGCACAGGCUCGCUUUGUCCUGGCCCGCGUUCUCAUCCAAGCAGGUGUCGCCAGAAUGAUCCAGACAUCUGAAGACGACCUUUUGUUAACGCUGGAUCGCUCAGCUCUUAAGGGUGCCGGCAGAGCAGCCAUUGGCCGAUUCCUACUCCAGUUGCAGGUGUACAAGUCCACAGGAAACAUCCAGGAGGCCAAGAAACUGUACAAUCACUACUCCGAGGUGACGGAGCCGUGGAUCAGCUGGAGGAAGAUAGUGAUGGCCAAUAAGCAGCCUAGGAAGAUGUUCGUACAGGCCAAUACAAAAAUCGAAGGAGAUGAGGUAAAAUUGAAGACUUAUGAUGCUUCCGUAGAAGGCCUGAUUCAAUCUUGGACUGAGAGAUUUGAAGAUCCUAAACCUUUAUAUCAGGCACUUCUGGAGUUAACAAAGGCUGACUCUCACCAUUUUCAAUGAUAUUAGAGUAUUUAUAUUUUACGCGCGUCCAUAACUAUGGUGUAACAAUACUUUUUUACUACUAAUCAUGUGUCUUUACCUUAGUGAAACAUGAAAUAGGAAAAUAAAUUGUUUUUAAUAUGC
This is a messenger RNA of Acanthoscelides obtectus, 2580 nucleotides long. Lineage: Eukaryota; Metazoa; Arthropoda; Insecta; Coleoptera; Chrysomelidae. The record is from the annotation of a GenBank genome assembly.